CUAUUUCAGUUCUAUUGGGCUUCAUUUUUCCGGUAGAGGACGACGGUCUAACUUCUUCACUUUCACGUACCUCGCAAAAUUUCCCAAAGAUAUUUCCAAUUGCCGAUCAGUAGGGUUUAUCAAUUCACUAUCUCCGGCCAGGCGGUAGGGUUUAUAGUAAAUUCUCCUUCCGCAUCCACCCAGCUUUAAGGGGAGCAGAAUCCGAGCUCGGCGGCAGUGCAAGAGUCAGUCGGUCUUAAAAUGGCUAGUGCGCUUUCCAGAACUGUAAAUCAUUUGCGUAAAGCGUAUCGAUUUGCAAACUCCCACCACGUCGGUCAGUUUCGCUCGGUAACCUCGGUGCCGCCAUCGUCCGUCCUCGAGAGUCUGCCUCUCUUUCGCUCGAUAGCGCCUUUGGACUUCCGUAUUCCGCCAAUUUCUAUCGGGCAGAGAUUUCUGUUCAGGUCCAUUCAAACAGCUUCUCCUGCGGGUACUGUCGGCUCGGAGAGUGCGAAGAAGGUGGAGGAAGCUAAACCGGAUGGAGGCGAGAAAUCUGGUGGGAGUUCAGAGCAAGGCGGCGAAGCUGGGAAACCUGUUCGCGGUGGGCCCGUGUCGUGGCUGAGUUUUGUGUUGCUGGCCCUAACUGGAGCCGGAAUCAUAUUCUAUUACGACAGGGAAAAGAAAAAACACAUUGAAGGUACAUUUCUAUGGUGUCAAUAUGAAGUUUUUUUUAUCUGUCCAGAAAUAAAUAAGAGUUCUCAAGCUGUGAAAGAGGGGCCAUCAGCAGGAAAAGCAGCCAUUGGAGGACCUUUUACACUUGUCAACCAUGAAGGAAAGAAGGCUACAGAGAAAGAUUUCAUUGGGAAAUGGACAGUGAUGUACUUUGGUUUCACUCACUGUCCGGACAUUUGCCCAGAUGAACUGCAAAAGCUUGCCUCUGCCGUUGAAAAAAUAAAGAAGAAAGCAGGAUUCGAGAUUGUCCCAGUCUUUAUUUCGGUUGAUCCUGAGAGGGACACUGUCGAUCAAGUGCGGGAGUAUGUCAAAGAGUUUCAUCCGAAAUUAGUUGGAUUGACUGGCACACCAUCUGAUAUAAAGAAUGUUGCUCGUUCAUAUCGAGUUUAUUAUAUGAAGACUGAUGUAGAAGAUUCUGAUUAUCAAGUUGAUCACUCCAUCGUCAUGUACUUGAUGGGUCCUGAUAUGCAAUUCGUGAAAUUCUUUGGCAAAAAUCACGAUGAUGAGUCGCUUGCCGAUGGCAUCAUUAAGGAGAUAAAGCAGUACCAAGGACAACAGGUGAAAAAGGGAGCCCCAACCCCGUAGUAGUAGUGUUUUAGAGCUGUUUCUGAUAAUGUUCGAAUCCUUGCAAUUGGACGAGCUUCGUGCAUGGAUCGAAUCUGCUUAUUUUGUGGAAGGUCAAACUCAAACAAGAGAUUUAUAUAUGCAACGGCGUAGCAGGUUGUGAAAAAAAAAAACCUUGCUAGGAUUGAGACACGUUAUUUUUACUGUGUUCCGAAAGUUUUAAACCCAUUCUGCUUUAUAGGAUGAAAGCCUCUGUUGUUUCCUGCAUCUGUACUUUAUUAUGGUC
Molecule: messenger RNA, 1558 nt
Organism: Linum tenue
Lineage: Eukaryota; Viridiplantae; Streptophyta; Magnoliopsida; Malpighiales; Linaceae
Source: the annotation of a GenBank genome assembly